AUGCCCCACGAACACGACAGCCUCCUCGCGGCGCGCUCGGCCACAGCACCCAUCAACUCGACAUGGGAGGCAUCCUGGAGCGACGACGAGGUCGACAGCGGCGACGGCGGUGGUGGCGGCGGCGAGGCGGUGACAGGCAUGCGAUUUCGGGCAGCACGCGGAUGCGGAUCGGGACGGGUGCGACUGUACGACAAGGAGCCCGUGCUCUCCUUCACCGAUGCGCUGUUCUCGGUCAUCGCCACCAUUCUCGCUGCCACCCUCAUUCUCUCAAAGUCGCAGGUCAAGGAUCUGGAGCACUCGGACACGCUCUCCUUUGUGGCUGCCCUCGCCUCCAAGGUCUACGAGGGCGUCUUGCUCAUCAUCGUCAUCAACAUCGUCUACGUCUACUGGCUCCGCUCCGUCCGCCUCUUUUCUCUAGUCGAGUCAGCCUCGCCGCUCACCAUCGCCGCUCACAUGACCACCAUCCUCCUCCUCGGCGUUCUCCCGCUCUCGGCCUCGAUCGCCGCCUCGACCUUUGUCAAGUCCGAGGCCCUCGCGUCGUACCGCUCGCUCGCCGGCACUGUCCUCAUCACCAACUUUUUAGCCGUUGCGCUCGCCUCGCUUGCCACUACCCUCGCCGCCCUCCGCUUUGAUGCCACCUUUACUGGCGGCUACCCGCUCCUCGCCCUCCGCAAGCAAGAGAUCCGCGUCAUUCUCGAGGUCGCCGUACACCUCAUCAUCCUCAUCAUUGCCCUCGCCUCGGAUACCGUCUUUCCCUGGAUCUACAUCGGCUAUCUAGCCAUCCCGCUUGCCAUCGCCGCCCACGAGCUCUACUCGUGGUCGUCCGACCACCCACAGUUUGCCUCGUACCGCGCCUUUAUCCACCGCGUCCCUCUUGUCCGGCUCAACCAGCUCGCCGAUGGCGUCUUUGCCGUCGUUGCCACCCUCAUCGUCCUCGACAUCCGCAUCCCAGACGACUUUCUCUCCCGCGGCUACCGCCUCGACGAGUUCCUCCUCGCCGCCGGCCCGCGCCUCCUCGGCUACGCCUUUGCCUUUGUCGUCUCGGGCAUCCUCUGGUACCAGAACCGCAUCGUCUUCUCGCACUGCAUCGAGCACCAGUCACUGUACUUUUUCCUUGUUACCCUCGAGUCGCUCGCCAUCUCGUCCUUUCUCCCCUUUGCUGCCUCGGUCAUCGUCCACUUUCCCGACUCGCGCGUCGCCGCCUGCCUCUGCAUCGGCGUCGUCCUCCUGGCCUCGCUCCUCCAGCUCGCCUCCCUCUCGCUUGCCCAGCUGAUGUGCAUGCUCCCGCUCGCCUCGCUCGUCGCCUUUGUCGUCCUCUGGAUCUCUCCCGUCGCUGCCGUCUGCUGCCUCGCCCUCCCGCUCCCAGUCCGUCUCGCUUGCCUCUUUCUCGGCGCCACCAUCCCACGCGCUUCACUCGAUCUUGCCUCCCGCGCCUUUUCCACCGUCCGCGGCUUUGCCUCCAGCACCCCCACGGUCUCCUCGAUCACCUCCACCACUGCUGCCGCCUCUCUCUCCACCGAUCCGACUCCAUCACCCUAG
Molecule: messenger RNA, 1539 nt
Organism: Thecamonas trahens ATCC 50062
Lineage: Eukaryota; Apusomonadida; Apusomonadidae
Exons: 2
Coding region: 1-1539 (512 amino acids)
Cellular component (GO): lysosome; endosome
Molecular function (GO): proton channel activity; potassium ion leak channel activity
Source: RefSeq, a predicted model, not a curated record